AUGGGGUUUGGAGGGACCAUUUCAGUUAUUAUGGAAACAAGUUAUGAAGGAUCGGGGUAUAUAAACCCAUCACCCCCAGUUCUAAACCUUAACCCUAUAAAGAGAGGCAGCCGCCACCCUCAUUCUUCACUUCCGGUAGCCGCCAACCUCUUGACACCUUGGUGGACCAUCAAAGCCUUUGAGGUCAUUGUCGAUGAAGGAACGACGAAGUCACCGGACCACCGCCCCUUCACUGUUGAAGCCGAAAAUCACGAAGAUUAUGCUUCCAUUGCUCCCAUUGCUACUGAUGAUGAUGAACCUCCUCCUCUCCUCACUUCUCUCCAUAUGACUACGUUACCGCAGCUAUCUAGAGGUCUCUCAACAUCACUGACACACUACAUCCACUGCAUGCCGCAUGACAUGGUGGUCAGGUCCGUGCCGACCAUGGUGGCUGUUGCCGAUAAUGAAGCUACUAUUGUUAACCAAUGUUGUUGCCACCUAACUCAGCCACUGCCACCACCGCCGUACGCCACUAGGUUUGUGACUGGGUAUAUUUCACAAACAGAAGUGUUUUUGGGUGUGUUUCCAUCGUUAGGGUGUGUUAUCUGUGGUUUGUGUAAUCUGGAAUCAAAAGUGAGCCGCCACCACCACCACUGUGAGGUGGUGGCUAGCUCCUCCGACCACUACCUACCGCCAUAG
Messenger RNA from Lactuca saligna, 678 nucleotides. Lineage: Eukaryota; Viridiplantae; Streptophyta; Magnoliopsida; Asterales; Asteraceae. The record is from the annotation of a GenBank genome assembly.